CAUACAAGAGCAAGAGCAGCUGAGAUUUUACUACAACUUUUCUUGAAAUUCCUCUUUAUUUUAUUAGGUUUUUCUUAUUUCCUGGCUUCAAAAAAAUGCCUAAGAAAUUCAAAGGAGUGAAUACGAAAGCCGAAGAAGCUCGGAGUAGAAAAUUAGAGGCAAAAGCUGCCGAGAAAGAGAAAAAAGAGCGCGAAGAAGAGGACAAGUUGUGGGAAGACGACAGUAAACAUGUCGCGAAGAAACUGCAGAGAAAGGAUGAAAAAGAACAGAAGAGACUAGCAGCACUUGAAAAAAAAGCACAAGCAAGACAACUGUUGGAAGAAGAAGAGAAAUCAUUGAAAGGAAAGACAAAAGCACCACCUUCUCAAAAAGUAACACGAGCUCAAAUUACAGCUGAAAAAGAAAAAGAAGCACUUGCUGCAAAAGGAAAACAAAAUGGAGAACAGAAAACGACAAUUCAUGAUGAACCGUUAGAGGAAAACCCUAAUCAAAAGAUGGCAGAAUUGCUAGCAGCAGAGGGAGCAGUGGAAGCGAGGAGCGUAGAGGAAGCCAUAGCAACGCUCUCAGUUGAUUCGAAAGUAGAAAAACACCCAGAAAAGAGAAUGAAAGCAUCCUACUUGGAAUUUGAGUCAAGGGAGUUACCACGUCUAAAACAGGAAAAUCCGAAUCUUAGGUUGUCACAGUUAAAACAAAUAUUAAAGAAGGAUUGGAUGAAAUCACCAGAAAACCCAAUGAAUGCAGCACAUAUUGCCUACAAUGCAAAAGUACUAUAAUAUUUCCUUGCUUUGUAAAGUUAAAGUUAUUUUCURAAAUUAUUUCAAAGAUUCACCUUAUUGGACUUCAGUUGAUGAGAUAUGAGGUCUCUUUGUUUCUUGGGUAUUCACAGGUAGCCCAGGCUUACCGUUAGUGUUGUAUGCGUGGAGAGUAAUAGAUCUAAUUUGUCUUGGUGCACAAUGUUUACCCAUUUCAGAUCAAGUGUCAUUGCUCAAAGAAUAAGAAUCUUUGAGUCUUCUCAUGCACAACAUUAUUCUUGGGAAUGACACAUGCUCUUAAAUUGGAAAACAUUGCACCAACAUGACUAAGAUCUAUUUAAUUACCUAGCUGCAAUUGAGAUGAUAUCUAAGUAGCUUAAGAACCUCAUAAAAUGCUUCUAUAAAUGGCAUCAUUAUCUGCAAGAGCAUUCAAAUAAUAAAAAAUAAARAAAUAAAUAAAUUAGUUUGAAUA
Actinia tenebrosa (Australian red waratah sea anemone) is the source of this 1224-nucleotide messenger RNA. Its product is annotated as coiled-coil domain-containing protein 124. Gene Ontology annotation, molecular function: transcription coactivator activity. Lineage: Eukaryota; Metazoa; Cnidaria; Anthozoa; Actiniaria; Actiniidae. The record is from RefSeq and is a predicted model, not a curated record. Gene Ontology annotation, cellular component: nucleus. Gene Ontology annotation, biological process: transcription by RNA polymerase II.